Messenger RNA from Dicentrarchus labrax (European seabass), 3056 nucleotides. RefSeq names its product transmembrane protein 88 (gene tmem88bl). Bases 233 to 754 code for a protein of 173 amino acids. Gene Ontology annotation, molecular function: PDZ domain binding. Lineage: Eukaryota; Metazoa; Chordata; Actinopteri; Moronidae. The transcript is spliced from 3 exons. Gene Ontology annotation, cellular component: plasma membrane. The record is from RefSeq and is a predicted model, not a curated record.
ACGGUAGUGCGCGCGUCCCGGAGUGUCUCGGCUCCCUCAGACGCACAGAGGCUCCUCACAGCAGCAUCAGCACAGCAGCACCGGGUUCAACUCACAGGUGCUUUUAUCCGCUGCUGUUUUUUUUAAGAAAAAAAGGAGUAUCUGUUUUAUUUAGUAGUGAAAUUAAGAGCUCGAUCACCGGGUGAAGCAUUCAACAAACAGCCGAAGGAUUAACGAGAUUUGUACUUGGAGGAUGUGUGGUAUGGACGUGGACCUGGACGAUGGUGGUUCAGGCGAGGAGGAGAAAGAGGAGGAGCUCUGGAUCGGGGAGGGGGUAAAGAUGCUGCCCCCUCCCGUGGCACACAGCGGGGGAAGUGCGUGGGGCAGCCGCAGGGGCAGGUGCGGCUGCGUGACCUGCGGGGCAGCUCUCGUCCUCUGGAACCUGUGUGUCGUCUUGGCCAGCGCUCUGCUCCUGGCUGUUGUCUUUGCUGUGGUGCUGCUGCCUGCGAUGCUGCUGCUGUAUGCUGGUUUCCUCUGCCACUCCAGGGUCCUUGAUGCCCCCUCUGCCAUCUGCCGUUACCUUGAUGACAACAGCUGCUCCGCCCUCAUCAUCCUAGGCUUUGUGAUGAUGUCACCGCUCGUGGUUGUGGCGGCUGCCGUCUUCUGUGGGCUGCUACGAAGGUUUCGGCUCCUGCUUUUCAUUCAGCCGAUCACGCGUGCCUGGUACCGGGGGCGGCUGCUGGACUGGACAGCCAGCGUCCACGCCUGGGUCUGAUCAGGAUGAUACCAGAUGGUCGGAUAUGCCAACAGUCAGGGGGGAUCAGAGAGUUAGAUCAGAGUAACCAGAGAGCUACAGGGGGUAGACAAAAUAAAAGCAACACCUCACAAUGUAAUGAAUACAACAGUGCUACAAUAAAACUUUCUUAUGAUCAGUUUGGUUGAGAGGGUUUUAGACGGAUGUUGAUUCAACUAGAGGUUAUAUUUUAAAUAAAUAGUUUGACAUUUUGGGAAAUACCCACAAUGUAGUUGGUUCAUUCACUUUCUUGCUGAGACUCAGAUGAGAAAAUUGAUAGCACUAUAAUGCCUGUAUGGUAAAAAUGAAGCUGUAACCAGCAGCCGGUUAACUUAGCUUAGCACAAGGACUGGAAGCAGAGGGAAACAGCUAUCCAAAGUUUAGAAAUCUGCCUCACAGCAUCUCCCAAGCUUACUAAAUAACACUUUAUAUCCGUAGACGAUAUAAAACAUGGACAUAGUUUCCGUGAUGUCACUCAGAGGUUUCCGAUGAGCCGCUCAAAGCGCGGGGGCUCUGGCUGUCGGCAGUUCGCAGUCUCAUAAAACAUCAGUGGGUUUUACAGACUAUCUCUUGGCUGGGUGUAGUAACUUCCUGGAGGCUCCGCUGGUUGGUACGAGAAACUGCAGGUAGUCCUUGCUGUAUUGUUUUUACACUUGUUUUUGUACAGAUUAAACAAGAUAUAGCGUAUUAAUUAGUGGUCUUCAGAGGUGUUGGUAGGUGCGUUUUGUGGGCUAGCUAUUUCCCCCUAUUUUCCAGUGUUUAAGCUAAACUAAGCUAAUUACCUCCUGGCUCUAUGCUUAUACUUAAUGGGGAGAUAUGAGUGUUGUGUUGCUCUUCUCAUUGAAGAAAGAAAGCAAAUUUGUGUAUUUUCUCAAAUUUAAUCUAUUCCUUCAAAGUUGUAUUGGGCUGUUGUACUGGAUUGCGUAUUUAAAGUUGUCUUCAUUAUUUUGUCUACCCCCCUACAGGUAAUUUGGGGAUUUAUUGAGAAAGAUUGUGCUUAAGUUCAUUGUAGCAAUUUUCACCUCAGUCUUAUUUGGCUUUAUCUUAGAAACUGAAUCCUUUUCAGUGAUUUGUGGAGUGACGUCUUUGUAAUUUAACCUCACAUUCAAAGAAAACAUAUUCUGCACUUGUUUGAUCUGACGAAACAAAAUGCAUUGUGCAACAGGACAGAAAAAAUACUAUUCACGUUUUUGUAAAAUGAAGGAUGAAUGUAGGAUUUUCCUUUGCAAGAAAGACUCAGAUCAAGUGUAACAUUUCCUUUCACAGGGUAUGUUGAAGGGAGAAGACGUCACAAAGUGGUUUAUUAUGGUAGUAUUCUGUUAGAAUUUGUGUAUAAAACUAAUAUUUUUUGUGAUUUUGUAUUGCCUGUUUGCUAACUAUGUUGACAUGGUAACAUGUGGGACUUUCUCAGACAUAUAUUGCAGUGAAGUUAUUUGUGCUUGCACAUUUAGAAGUCUUGCAAAAAGUCAAAACAUAAUUGCAAACAUUGGAUUUGUUGAUCUGCUUUGAGUUGGUCCAAUAUUUUGGGUUCGGUUCCCUGGGACCUUCACACGCCCUGAAAAACAGGGCGAUUAGUGUAAAAUAUGUGAUAAAAAGCAGCAUACAAGGACUUAAAUAUCGUCUGUGAGGUGAAUUAAAUGGACAAUGAUGUUUGUACUCGAACAAGUUGAUCUGAUGUAGCAUCAUUAGCAGUCAUGUCUUGUGGGAGGAACGGCAAUACAUGAAACAUAUUUCAUUGAAGGGCCAUAAAAAAACACACAAUACAUUAUAAAAACAACAGAAGUUGACAGUACAACAAAGUAAUGGCUGUUUAGUGGGAUCCAGGUGUUAAAGUGGGAUUUAAAUUAUAAGAUCAGGAGCUCAUUCUGCUGCCUCUUUGCUUUCUGGUCAUUUAAAUUCAUCAGUGACACAAACGCUGCACAUCCUUUUUAUCUGCGUGUCAGCGCUCCGUAAUUAAGUGUUCAGAUUUGAGGUUUAAUUUCUCAGAAGAAAAUUCAUGAGGAGCAGUUAUUACUCGUCCUGUAAUUAUACUGAAAUGUAUUAAUUUUCUAUUUAAACAUAUUUAUUAGUGUGUUGUCUGUGUCCUGUUAUUAUUAUCCUCCAUUGUGUGUAAAUUGGUUGUUUACAAUAAUGAAGCCCUGGAAAAGGUAUUUAUUUUUACUUCUGUUGUGUGUUAUAUUCUGGGUUUAUUUUUUUGUUCAGCUUUUCAUGUCAGUGUUAUCAACAAAACAGCAACACAUUGUUAUAUUCAGACCUUCCAUCAAUAAAAAGAGGGCUUUUUUCA